Messenger RNA from Protopterus annectens (West African lungfish), 4599 nucleotides. RefSeq names its product p53 apoptosis effector related to PMP22 (gene PERP). Bases 347 to 883 code for a protein of 178 amino acids. Lineage: Eukaryota; Metazoa; Chordata; Ceratodontiformes; Protopteridae. Gene Ontology annotation, cellular component: cell-cell junction; membrane. The transcript has 3 exons. Gene Ontology annotation, biological process: cell-cell adhesion. The record is from RefSeq and is a predicted model, not a curated record.
GUGACGCAUUCCUGUCCAGUCCCACCUUACCCUUGGGCGAGUCCUCUCUCGCUCUCUGUUCAACAGGUUGUUCGAGUUUUGUUGGAACUGUUGUCAGCUUCUUGGCGGUGUCCCACGCGCAUCAUCUUUUGUGUAAUCCUAGACACUAGGGUGUUUUCAGCUACAUGCUUUUGUAGUCUAGUAUUUAGAUCACACCUUCAAGCGAAGCAGUGUAAAAUCGAACUGCUGGGCAGUUAGUUUAUCGCUUUCCACUUAUUUGUGUGCAGGACUUGUAGAUAUUCAGAGUGUGCAGCGCUCGCAUAUAGUCCUAAAGUGUGAAACGGGUUGAAAGAGCUGUGGUAGAAAAAUGCUGAAGUGUGGCAUUGCAUAUCCUCGCUGUAAGUGGAUCCUGCCCCUGUUGUUACUAUGUGCCGUCAUUUUUGAUAUUAUUGCAUUAGCUGGCUCCGGCUGGGUAGAGUCUAAGCGGCACUAUGCCUCCUUGUGGCAGCACUGUCGAGGCAAGAAUGAUGUGUGGGGCUGCUUUUCACUGAUGGACUACGCUUGGGCACGGGCUGCUGCUGCGUUGAUGAUUAUUGGCUUCAUCAUCCUGCUCGUCUGUUUUUUCAUGUCCUUUGUUGCCCUUUGCAGUCCUAAUUUUCCACUGAUGAGACUAAUUGGUGCUCUUCUAAUUCUUGCUGCUGUGAUUCAGUUUAUAGGGCUGAUUGUCUAUGCUGUAAAUUUCACUUCUAAUAUGGUUACUGAAGGGAGUUACGAAUAUAGCUGGAGCUAUGGAUUUGGUUGGGGUAGUACCAUCCUCAUGAUUGGCUGUACCAUCUUCUUUUGCUGCCUUCCUAACUAUGAAGACAAGUUCCUGGGCAAUGAAAAGAUCUCCUACAUUUUCUAGUCCUCCUAAACCUAUUGGCAAGGGAGAAAUGGGUACCAACUAAACGUCAGCCUUCACCAGACUGUUCACCGCAAGUGACUUCUCUCAUAUUGUACUAUUUGCUCUUCCAGCCUAAGGUCCAGUCAAUCUACUGAAAUGUUUUGUUUAAUCCUGUGUACAAAAUUUACUAGGUAGAAGAUAAGCUAUUUUUUCAGUUCAUAUUACCGCUGAUUACUUUGAUAUUGCAAGGAAGGCACGCAAGGAGUUUGCUUACAAAAAUCCAUGAUUUGUGCAUUAUGUGACCUAACUUUUACCUUAUCUUUUACUUAAAGGUGUAUAGGCAUCUAAAACAAAAGCUUUAAGACUUACUAGGAUCUGUUGUGUAAAUGAUUUCUACCAUGAGGCUUUGAAGGAACAGAUUUGUAUAAUUACCUAAACAUAUUUACAUUUUAUCCCCUUUUAUUUAGUUCUUAAUGCAACUUGUGCAGUGUCUUGUUGCUGAGUUUAUCAGCUGUAAUUCCUUCAUUGGAGAAGUGAAAGCAUGUGCUGAAAGUUAGCUUUAAAUGCCUGUGCUUACAUGGAGGCAAGGGAUAGCAAGUAGGUGUACAGUCUCCGACACUGGACCCUUUCAGCCUUUCAGCCUUUCAUGCCAGGUAACUCAUUCCAGUGUAGCCUGUCAGCAGUUAAGCAGUUACUUUUUUAAAAGUUGUUACAUGUUGCAGCUUAUUUCCAAGGGCAUCUUAUUCUAAUCAGACACUUUUCUUGUUGAAAGACAACUGGCGGGUCUGUUUUUAUUGAAUGAAUUUAACAGUGCUGUUCAGUAUGUUUUCUUUUUAUUUUUAAACAUAUUUUUAGAUAAAUUGUUAUCUAGAUAAUGAGUUGUUAAAAUUCAGUUAAGUUAGAACUCCACUUAUGACUUCACUCCUGUUCAUUGGUACCUUCUAAUCGCUAACUCUGGAUUGUAUGCCUUACUGACUGUAGCGGAAUUUGAAACAGAAUAUAUUGUAUUUGCAAAAGAACAUCACAAAGGCAUUGUUAAGCAUGAGUUGACUUGCUGCAUACACUAGCUAGUAUUUAUAUCUUACGCAUAUUUUUGUUCACAGCUGUGCAACUACUACUUUCAUAAGCAGCACAGACUAAUAUCAUUGCAGGUUUUCACAACUUAUUUGUUAUAGGGCACCAUGAAAAGCUGUCAAUUCUUGACAAAACUGUGGUAAAAAAUUUGAUGGCACUGAAACACAAACAGCAUUACAAAAUAGAAAUGCACACAGAUUUUACAGGGGUAGGCCUCCCCUGUAACCCAUAGCUCCAUUAUUUGUAUAAAGAAAUUCAAGGUCACUCCAAAUGGGAAAUCCCCUGUAUACAGUGUGCCUUUAUGUAAAGAAAAAUCCUGGCAUUCACGCAGUAGUUAUUGUACUUCAGUGGUGACCACUAGUCUAUUAUGGAUAGGCCUGACUGUUUUUGUUACAGUGCUCUGCUAAUGUUUUGGAUGGAUUUGAUAAAUUGUAUUUUGAAUUAUCACAGCUGAAUAAAAUGAAAGCUCUAAAAAUAUGAGCAAAACAUAAAACGAAAAAGAUCCUACUGUUUCUUACCAUAUUUCAUGAGCCCAUUUUGUCACCAAAAUAUUUCUUUUGAAAAAUCACUCCUGUACUACAUAUUAAAUGACGGGAGGUGCAGUAGUCACUUAGCCCUUGUUAAUUUUGAUUGAUUCCUAAAAAGUUAAGAGAAAACAAGUCAUGAUUACAUUUACUGAUUAUGAAGUGUUGUAGCUCAAGGACGUUGGCCUCAGAUGUGGCAUUCCCAAAACUAGCAAACUCACUCUUUCAUCUGUGAUUUCUAUAGAACCUUCUGGCAGCAAAAAGAACCUGCAAAAUAACGUAUGUUAAUGGGGUAUAAUUUUGCUUCCAUGGAGCCUUACUAUAGAGAAACUUUCAAGAAAUCUGAAGGACUUUCUUGCUGGGUUAUAGGUGUUGAAACAAAGAAAAAUAUUGCCUAUCCACUUUCAAAACUAAUAGUGAAGAUGUAAAGAAAGCUGUUUGUAAAAUUUGUCAUAAUCCACUACCCUUUGUCAGAAUUCAAAAUAUGCAAGUUAUUUUAAUUCUGUUUUUGUUCCCUACCAACCUAUAUUACAGACUCAUUCAUUCACUCAUCCUGCCUGACAUUCACACUUCGCAUCACCCCUAGGGAAGGCUUUAAUCUUUUGCUAAUGUAAUAGUACACUGUUGUGGUGUGGUGAGAUUUGAGCACUGCUAGACUGUCAGAGCUAGAUUGGGUUUUUCAUUUAUACCAUAUCUCGUUACCCUGUUGAUAGCAGUUUAUCUCAUCACCCUGUUGACUAGCAGGUGCAGCACAUUGCCUGCUACCCUUGGCCUCUAUGCAAAUGCAUGUUUCCACUCACUUGCUUUGCUAAGGUAGAAAAUGAUGCUAUACUUGGCAGGCUUGCAUUUCUUUGCCUCACUUUCUCAAACCGAGAAUACAUCUUUGGUUUAACACACGGGUGUCAUUCCUACAGCGGGACACAUUAUAUCCCCUCCAAGUGAGUAUGUCAUCUUUGGCCAUACACUUCCACUACUCUCUGCUCUAACACCAAGCUGCUUUUCAAGCCUGGGCAAUCUGAACAGGGCUUUAUCCCUGUAUGCCAUGAAGCUAACUGACUUUUGCAACAGUGGAAUUACAAAUCAAAGUUGCUCAUUUUGUGAAACUAUACAGUUAGAAAAUGUAGAGAGAGUGAGAGAGGGAAAAACAAGAGAAAGCUCAAAUUCCUGACCAGUUUUCAGAAGUUAACGAUUGUGUUCUGAACCUUGCUGACUUUAAAGGCAAAUUCUGAAAUCUUGUAUUCACUGUGUGGCUUCUCAGUGGAAGAUGCAUAACUAUGGUGUAGUUAUGUACAGUGAGCUUUGCAUUUUCUUAAGUCCUGUUUGUCAGAGGAUUGUUACUGCCUCCCCACCAAAACGCUUGGAUUAUGUUAUGUGCUUCAGCAGAGCACAGAUUACAAUGAGUUUUUAACUUGGAUUUUACAUGUUUAGAGUAACUGAUGGAUACCUUUGUCAGUUAAAUAAAAUUUGAAUGUUUAAAAUAUUUUUUUGUGUACAACAGUAAAACCAAGAGAUUGUGUUGCCUUUAAUAAGAUAAUCUCAGACAUUAGACACUUUCUUCAAAUAGAAGCCUUAUUUGUUUUAAAUAACAUAUGGUAAACUCUUGUAUGAUCCUGCCUUUAUUAUUUAAUGAUAUGUGAGGAACCAGAAUUCUUCACUGCUUCUACUUUAAAACAGCAUACAUUAUGGUGUGUAUCAUUAUUGAUGCAAAAUAUGUUUCUUUAGUUACCAUUUUGAAUACUAAUCCUUUUAUGAAUGCUGUAGCAAUUAGGUGAUAGCAUGGUAUUUGUUUCACUUGUCUAAAAUCUGCAAGAAGUACUGUAAGCAUUUUAGCAGGGAUAGUGUGUAAUGCAUGUUUUUAGCUUUGUUUUAGUGAAAAAAAUGAUGGUACAUUAACAAAUCACAUUUUUAUUUCACUAUUUUAGUUGUCUUUUAUUUUUUGAAAGGAGGUUUAUUAAAAAUGAGUGAGGUUAAACACGAAAAACACCUGAUUAAUUUUGAUACUGUUUGAUGAAACACCUGUCAUCAAAGCUUCUAUAGCAGUGUUCUGAAAGAUUGUUGGAGGUAUUAAUGGUAUACAGAAAAACUGUUGUGAUGAGGUACGGUAUUUUUGUAUGAAAAUAAAAUUAGUCUAUAAAUAUG